Molecule: messenger RNA, 1555 nt
Organism: Schizosaccharomyces japonicus yFS275
Lineage: Eukaryota; Fungi; Ascomycota; Schizosaccharomycetes; Schizosaccharomycetales; Schizosaccharomycetaceae
Exons: 5
Coding region: 116-1273 (385 amino acids)
Source: RefSeq, a predicted model, not a curated record
CAUGUGGGAUUGUUUACAAUGGAUUGUUUAUUUAUAUGAAAGAUAGUAUAAAUGAGAUUCUCUUUUUGAGAAACGUACCCAAAACCGACCAAAAAUAAGAGAUAAUACUGAAAACAUGCUGUUGAAUGAUUGGAGACUCCAGCGAAAAAACAAACGACGUCUUUCUCCAGAAGAAGCUCGAAAAGAAUUCGAGAAGAGCAUGUUGGGCGGACACAUUGGUCGUGGUCCGGCAGGAUUUCAUAGAUUAGACGAUCCCAUAACGGAUAUGCUUACAGGAGGACUUUUUACACAACAUGGCCCACUAGAGCAAGAGUUUAUACCAACACGUUCGGACGAAACGACAAUGCAAACGGAAGUAGAACUGUUGUUCCCCCGAGUUGACAAGAGACAACCGUUAAGGGACGACAACAGCAGUCCUAGUACAUUCGUAAGCAACAGUCAUCCGUGGUCCAAAGACAAGAACAACACAGAAAAUGCUCCAACCCUUGUAAACAAUCAUACAACGGUGUCUGGAAUACCGAUUAUAUGCUCCAAAGAAGACCUUUUCACGAAAGAAAAACGAGAUGAAAGAAGAAUGAAAAUACUAGAGCUGUUCUCUGACGAUAAAAAUAUGACACCGAAAACAAGAAGCGCUUGCAAAAAUGUUACUCGUCAAUUAGUUGACGAAAUAGACUAUCUUGUUGAGAAUGUAGACCAAAAAAACAAGGAAAUACAGGAACUCAAAGAACAGCUGAAACAGAGCCAUUACACCGAGGAAAAGGCAAACUUUCAACUUACGGCCGCAGUGGAAGGAAUGAAGUCGGUUAAAGAUUGCUAUGUUCAAUAUCUUGAACGUUCCCAAAUUGAAUUUAACCAGUUAAAGUCGGCUUUCAGCAAUCAGUCGAUGACUUUGAGCAACAUUCAAGCAGAACUGCGUAACACGCAAGAAGCAUAUCAUAGUAUGAUUGAGCAAAAUAGCCGUCAACUCAGUGCCGUUAAUCUUUUCUUCGAACAACAUCUCUUAAAAAGAGCAGAAUUGAUGAAGGAGCUACUAACAACCAAAGAAAGACUAAAUAAUGUUGAACAACAACUAAAAGAAAUCACUUUCACUCAGGAACAAAAUGAACAAAGAGGUAAAAUGUUAAAAGAGUCACGAACAAAAGUUUUAAAACAGCUGUGUGACGAAUUCAGCAAUAAUUUCCAAGCAUCUCUCAAUACGAAUGAUUGGAAAACAUAUUGUUGCAAACUUAACACGAUCUUCCAAAAAGUUGUCCGAGAGAACCAGACACAAUGAAUGACUUUUAUGGGAUACCACUCCAACCGAUGGUUUAUAAAUACAAAUGUAACAAAUCCCCUAAUCAAAAACAAUUUUCUUUCCUUGGAAUGGCACACUAGGAAUUUGCCGUAACUUUUUCUUAGCUUCCCAGGAAGGAUGCAAAGGCUUGUCGUCGGCAGCAGGCUUCGCCUUCUCUUCCGGUCCCCGACGAGCCAUACGUGCUUCAUAGCGCGCUUUUCUUUCCUCAAAUUUCCUUUGACGUUCCUCACGCUUCUUUUGAAAUUCUUCAUUCUUUUUAAU